Messenger RNA from Cannabis sativa, 2138 nucleotides. RefSeq lists its product as uncharacterized. The transcript is spliced from 5 exons. The record is from RefSeq and is a predicted model, not a curated record. The coding region runs from base 319 to 1872 and encodes 517 amino acids. Lineage: Eukaryota; Viridiplantae; Streptophyta; Magnoliopsida; Rosales; Cannabaceae.
UCUGAGAUAGAGAAUAAUGAACUGGAUGAGAAUUAUGUUGCUGAAGAAGUAGAUGAUUUACUAGUUGAACAUGUAGAGGAUGAAAAUGUAAACUUAGUGAAUGAUGGAAAUGAUAGUGAUUCUUCAGUGUAACUUUUAUUUUGUAAACAUUUGUUACUAAAAUUUUUUACAAUUAAAGGAAUAUUUAAUUUCUUUCGUAUUAACAUUUUAAAUACUUAUAUUUCAAUUAUGUGUUUCACAUUUGUGAAUUCUUACGUUUUUUUCCGUCUUCAAAGUAAAGUAAAAUGUCAGCUACGUUAGCGACAUACCACGGUGGGGAUGGUGAUGGCAGGGAUCCCCCUGAUCCUUCUAGGGUACCGUCGUCUUGCGAAGCAGUUCCACCUCCGGUCAGAAAGGGUCGUGGGGUUGCCGCAAACGCUAAUCUCGAAAAAAAAAAGGAGAGAAGCUGGUAAGCCCUUACCGGUGGAGGUAGAUCUUGAAACCGGCAAAGUAGUUGGCACUGAAGCCAGCAAUUAUGUUCGAUUUCUUGGCCAACAAGUGAGCAUGUUGUGCCCGGGUGGUCAUCUAAAUUUUUCCGAUGUACCCCAACAAUACAAGGAUCAAGUGCUCAAUCGAAUCAGAUACUACUUUGAUAUCGAUGGGAAUCCCCACCGAGACCUACUUAUGGGGACUUUAUAUUCGGUGAUGGCGGAGCGGUAUAGUGAGCGAAAGACGCUCAGACACAAGCAUUUCAAACAACAUUACAAAAAACCAGAAGAUUGGGACACAGUUCUCAAAUUCCCCCCUGACUACUUGAAUACUGAGACUUGGAAACCGGUUUGCGAAUUGUUCGUUAGCGAGGCAUUUUUGAAUCGUUCAACUAAAAAUAAAUCGAAUCGGCAACUAAUGAAAUAUCCAACAACGCAAGGCACAAAAUCGUUGGCGUCCAUACGCCACGGAAUGGGGGGUCCUCCUGGAGAGCAUGUAGUUGAAGCAUGGAAGGAGAUCCAUGUGAAAAAACCGUCUGGAAAUUUCGUUAAUGAAUUAGCUGCAAAAGAUUAUGAGGAACUGAUCAAGGAGCUUGAUAGGAAGCGACUUGAACGACAAUCCCAGAGCGAUACUGGGACUGAAUCUGAAUCUGAUACUGGUUAUCAGUUUGACGUAAUGGAAACAGUUCUAGGCCAAAGAUCUGACUAUCAAAGAGGCGUGGGUAAAAGGCUCAAGGGCAAAGGAAAGAAACCAAUCCCUCAAACUCAAUCAACGGUGCCUCCCCAACCAACUACUGAAAUGAUGAGCACCAUGGCAGAUAUAUUCUCAGCUAUGCGUGCCACUUGGGGGGGUAAUUUGACGCCUGAACAACGUGCCCAAAUAUUUAACCCACGCUUUGACAAUUUCGUUCAAACGUAUAGUCAAUCGCAGUCGCCUGGUGGUUCGUCUUCUCAGAGUCAUGCCGCUCCUCCGGAACAGCAACAACAACCUCCUACGCAACCACAAUUUCAGCCUUCCUCGCAACAACAAUUCCAAAAUUUGUCACAGCAGCAAUUUGAAAAUUUUUUGCAGCAGCAACCCCAAUCUUUUCCUCAGCAAUUUCCUCAGCAGCAACAACAGUCUGCUCCGCCAAUGGGAAAUCAGUUCUUAUACCGAACACCGUCAGAGUCUCCUCCGCUCGGCUCAAACUUUGCUGAUUUUGGAUUAUUUGGGAGUUCAUCGCAGGAGAACCAAUUUUUUUCAACUCCCAUUUUCAACCAAGCUGAGCUCGGUAAUUUGACGCUGGGUUUAUCAUCAGACCAAGCGUAUGUGCCUUCUCCGCCACGGGCUUCGGGGACUCGUACCGAAAAUAAUCCAGAUCAAGACUUCAUAAUUAGAGACUUGAAUGAAGAUGUUAAUGAAUAAUUUAUUUAUGUUUUGUAAUAAUUUAGUUUAAUUUUGAGACAAUAUUUUAUUAGGAUUAAUAUGUUAAAGUUAAUUACUUUGGAGACAAUUUUAAAUUAUUAAUAAAUUUUAUUAAAUUGUUUUAAUUAUAUUAAUUAGAUUUAUUUAUUAAAUAUUUAAUUAAAUUGUUUUAAUUAUAUUAAUUAGAUUUAUUUAUUAAAUAUUUAAUUAUUUAUUUAUAUAUAAUAUAAUUUAAUUUUAAAAAUAAUUAAUAUUUUUUUUUUAUU